UCUAAUAUGGCGGCGCCCAUGAACUGAAGCAGGUAGUGCUUAUAAUGUCUUCACAACGCGAUUGUGUUCAAUGUUGUGGAGGAUUUGUGGUUUGCCUAGGCAAUGAUAAGAACAAUGAAUGUAAAGCUCGAAAAUUUAAAGUUGAUUUACGAGGUGAAAUUGUUUCUUGUGGAUCAUUCGUGUGGAAUCCGAAAGUGAAAGUGAAAGUAGAAAUUAUUUGUUCUUCGAGAGUUAAAGAAAUCCUUACAAGUAAACUAGUUACCUUUUGCCUGCUGAAAGUUAAUAAUAAAGUGAGCGAUGAUGGAUUUAAGUUUUAUAUAGCGUGUGUUGAUGCGCCAAAUGAAAGCUUCCGUAUUCUCCGGAAAUUACCAGACAGUACUCAUUUUUUCGAAGGGACGCUGGUGUGUUUAAGUGACGGACCAAGUGUUCUUAUGAAUAGCAAUGGGCGCCUGUAUUUCUAUAGGAGUGAAAUUGAUGGUACCUGCUCAGAAUGUUCUUAUAAACUUGCUAAGGGAUGCAGAAUUACCAAAGUUUUUCAAAUACAAUUGAAAUCCAACGAAAACUCCUAUUUCGUGUUCUGUCAAAGGAAACAAAGAUCCGGUGACGUUGAUCUCUGUUACUUUCAGAUCAAAGACGGAAGUUUUAAGGAAAUAAAUGUGAACGCAUUUAUUCCAAAAGAGUACGUUUCCUGUAUAUCCGCUUUGAAACUGACAAAAGUGUCAGAAAGCGGAGAAGACUGUGUAUUGCAAACGUCGGUAAUUAUUGGCACCGAGGAAGGCUACAUUAUCUUCCUGGUGAAUGGACAGUUACAGAGGUGCGUCCAACUCUUCCAAACACCCAUCAGUUACAUUGAAGUCAGCAAUGAGCUUUAUGUGAUCGGCAGUGAUAUCGUAUACACUAUUGUGGACCAAACUUUUAAUACAAAGGUUGAAGCAUUAUCGGCUGUUCAUCUUGUGAAAGGAGAUUUUUUCCAACACGGCUCCGACCAGUUCCUGCUAUUCAAGAGUUAUCCCGAGGAUGGUGUGAAGGGAUUGUUGUUUGAUGCAAGCUUCAAUCUUAUGACUCCAGACAAUGACACAGACAACGACGGACGAGAUGGCCAUUCAAAUGUUCAGACUGCUGUUAGAGCGCUCAAUAAAAGACUACAAACUGAAGAGCUGAUAUACCAGGAGAGGGUUCAAGAAUGCGGACGACUGGAGGAGUUUCUCUCGGCAACCCUCACUCGCCAGCUUCACCUGGCCGAGGGUGGAGACGCCCACAUCUCAGGAACAUCGUACGAUCUUCUGCCACUCAUCACUGGGGAAACUGACAUUACGAUCUCAACAAGAACCAAAUCCCCGGGCUUUAUAUUCGAUGUCAAGAAUGUCUGGCAGAAGACGUAUCUGCAUAAAUGGUGUGUUGGGGUCGUCAUCUCUUACAAAACGGAACGAAAAGUCAGGGCGUGGCUAGACCUGGUUCCAGCGAGAGGGUCGGGUGUAACCAUGACAACAAGCAACGCCCGAUGUGUACUGAUCGAACCACCUGAUCAGUCGUGUGGUGAUGGGCACAGUUCCAGCGAGCCAGGCGCUUUGGAGAACGACGCAACUGGGGUUGAUGAAGUGCACGCGAGCAACUCGCCGUCAAAACCAUGUGAAGAAACUCUACUCAGUGUCACGUCAGUGCCAAGAUUUGACGGAGAAAAAGUCGAGUUGACUUUAAUCCUCAACUGGCAAGUCCUAACAAACGAACUACUUGUACUAGAUAGCCUAAGCAGUAGACGUGAAGGAAAUUCCCGAGUGUUCACUCGACCGUGCGGGCAAGUAACGUUGGCCGUUGCGGACGUUUUGAAGGGAAACCACGCGCUGGACGUAGUCAAGGGCACGGCCGAUACAGCGGAAUCCGAAAUGGGGGAUUGGGACGAUGUCCGGUACGACCGACUUGCUUUCAUGGCCAUACAAACGGCAACCGACUUGGAGAUCUGCGCCUCCCCCGGUGUCCUGUGCCGCAUUGAAACCCUGCUGACGGACCGCUGUCGCCUCCGCUACAGUCACCACCUUGACUGCUAUAUGUGCGACAGUCCCGUUCUUUCUGGCGUUCAGUUCAGACUCGGCGAGCAGCGGCCGGGGGCGCCAGCAAGAGAUGCUGUGUUCUUUGCUCAGGGCAAUGAUGAUGUACUGUUGAUGGUCCACUACCUUUACUCAAAACUGCCAGAUGAGGUUAUCAUCAGUACAAAAGAGAUAUCACGUGAUUCUGAUAGUGCUAAAGCGUGCCGGGAAGCUCUCAAAAAGGAGGCGAACUUUUUGUCUUCUGGUUUAAAAAAGCUUCUUGGUGAUAGAGACUCCGGUCACAUUUCAGACGAUGAAAAUGACCAAGAAGACGCAAGAAAAGUCGGGGAAAAGUUCAAACGGCAACAAAAACAUUACUUCGAAGAGAAAUCUAAGAAAAUUGAGGUUCCAUCCAGGGUUGUCCAGCGGCUAGCACAACUUCAGUCACAGACUGAUGCUGCCUUCAUCAAAUACUCGGUAGAUUUAAAGUGAAGUUCAAAAAGUAUGUAGAUCUACAGUAGAAGAUUUUGUCCAGUGAUAAUGUCCGGUGAAAUAUACCAUUUGAAUAUACUUGUCUGUUAAUAUGCAGGACGUUCUUUCCUCAAA
Molecule: messenger RNA, 2630 nt
Organism: Mya arenaria
Lineage: Eukaryota; Metazoa; Mollusca; Bivalvia; Myida; Myidae
Exons: 9
Coding region: 45-2516 (823 amino acids)
Biological process (GO): interstrand cross-link repair; negative regulation of double-strand break repair via homologous recombination; positive regulation of double-strand break repair via homologous recombination
Cellular component (GO): Fanconi anaemia nuclear complex
Source: RefSeq, a predicted model, not a curated record